Messenger RNA from Nasonia vitripennis (jewel wasp), 2604 nucleotides. Its product is annotated as progestin and adipoQ receptor family member III. Gene Ontology annotation, cellular component: membrane. Gene Ontology annotation, molecular function: signaling receptor activity. Bases 282 to 1340 code for a protein of 352 amino acids. The transcript is spliced from 8 exons. Lineage: Eukaryota; Metazoa; Arthropoda; Insecta; Hymenoptera; Pteromalidae. The record is from RefSeq and is a predicted model, not a curated record.
UCGCCGUCGCGGAGUCGCGAGCUCAGUGCCAGCGAUCAGCUCGUGAGGUUCGGUUGCUCGCGCCGACGGUGUGCAGUGAGAUUGAGACACGUGCAUUGCAAUACCAGAGAGAGACGAUGCCGCGACGACGAUAGAUGCUGUACCUCUGAGUACCGGCUCUGUCUCUCGGUUCGUCGGGCAUUUCACGAGCCCGACACUCGUCUGUGUCUUUGGAGAACGCAGGACAUUUUCUUCGCUGGACCAGAAACGCGCCAGGUGUGCGCUCACCAACGGCCUUACAGAUGAUGAAAAUACUGCCAUGCGUCGAGGAGGUCACUGACGCGCCUCGAGAUGACAUCGUCAACGAGCACCUCGUGCACAAUAAUAACGCGCACGAGAAGCCAAAGCCGCUUGAGGAGACGGAGGAGAAGCCGCACGGGCAUCACCCGACGAUGUUCGAUCGACCGAGGGAACUAGCAGAUUCGCCCAUCAAAGGUCCGGUCACCCCAGAGGAUGAGCAGCGGAUGAGGGUAUUGCUGCCGUAUCAUCUCGCUCCGGAAUACUUGCGCUUCAACCCCUUCAUCCUCACCGGCUACAGGGGAUAUCUCACUACGAAGCUGUGCAUCGAGAGUAUAUUCUGGUGGACGAACGAGACGAUCAACAUCUGGAGUCACAUCUUCGGCUUCGUCCUCUUCUGCGGGCUCACCUUUUACGACCUGUAUUUAGUGAAUAUCACCGCUCCGUUCGGCGACAAAGUGCUGUGUGCUUUACUUUUAGUCUGCUUCCAAGCCUGCAUGAUACUUUCGUCGAUAUACCACACGUUCUCCUGUCGAAGCGAAAAGGAUUACUGGUACUUCCUGUCCUACGACCUUUUAGGAGUCGCGCUUAGUCUACUAGCAAUUUACAUGUCGGGAGUUUAUUACGCCUUUUGGUGUCAUAAGGGACUCCAGCGCUUUUAUCUAGUUACCGUGCUGGCGAUCUUCAUCGUGGCGAUGCUGCUGCAGCUGCCCCGGUACCAGGUCAACGACAACAUCAAGCUAGCGGUGUUUGUCGGCUGGGCUGUCUACGGGGUUCUGCCGACCCUUCACUGGGUCGUGGCCAUGGGCGGCAUGCAGAACCCGGUGGUGAACCUCCUGCUGCCGCGCGUGCUGGGCAUGUACGUCAUCAGCGGGGCCGCCUUCCUCAUAUACUUCAGCAAGAUGCCGGAACGCCUAUUUCCAGGCUGCGUGGACUACCUCGGCUCGUCGCACCAGUGGUGGCACAUCCUGGUCGUCGCGGCGCUCUACUACUGGCACAACACCGGCAUGAUGUACGUCGAGUACCGUCUCAACAACGGCUGCCCCAGCUUGAGUCAAUUAUGACAUACGGCCUCUGACGAUCCGUCGUCUCCGGCAGUGUUCUCGAUGGAGUGCGCCUGCGAAAUGGAGAACCGGUGGUCGUCAUGGUACCAGGAAUCGGUGAUCCCCUACUACGCUCAACAGGGAGUUCUCACCUGCCUCAUUGAAAAUCCUCUCCGAGCUUACGCUCAACUGAAGAAGCUGUGAAGCGCUAACUACGCGAAUAUACAUCUUGACUAGUUGAAGUGUGACCGCGAGUGUGAUUUUCUCUCUCUCUCUCUCUCUCUCUCUCAGCGAUGAUGGACGCUUUAUUUAUUGUGAACUUGUUCCGAUUUUAAAUAUAUGAUCGACGACGUUGGCGUUGGCCAGUGCGUGGUCGUAAAGUGUUGUUUUUAUCAUGAUAAUAUGCGGGAGCCUUGCAUAGGCUCCUGCAUCAGCAUUGUAAUCGAUUUUUUGAAAAUUUGUAUUAGUGUGUGUAAGUUGUAAGUAUAAUCGAAAUUCUUCUUGUGCCUGAUAUGCUAAUGCAGUGCAGGAGACGAUGAUUUAUUUUCUUAUUUUAAUCGGUCUUCGAAAGAUUCGUUCUUGUUGGAGACACUUGUUUUUAUUUAAUUUUGUUAUAUUUCAAUAUGUUAUCAGUUAGGUGCAUAUACUUGUAAGAUUACUGAUAAGCAUACCUUCAUUUUACUGUAAUAGUUGUGUAAAUAUUUUCACGCGUCGUUUUUCUAUAUGCUUUUGUAGGAAAGGAACCUCGUUUAUUGCUAUAUUCUUGCGUUGAACUAAAAUUCGCUUGCGCCUUUAAUGGCUAAAAUAUUAUAUACGAUGCGUACUGUAAAUUUUUAUUUUCAACCAUACGUUAAAAUGAGCAUGCUAUAUUGUAGGCAAUUUUUCUCACUUAUAUGGAACAUUUUUCAAACGUAUAAUGACCUACGUUAUCUAUCCUCUAUUUUUUUUCUUUUGGCUCGAGUUUUUUUAUUGCUUCAUGAUGGAUGUACUUUUUAAAGUGAUGUAAACGUAUAGCAUAGGUCUCGACAUUCAUCCCUUUUUUAUGAUUUUUAUUAUAUUCGUUAAAUAGGUUGUGUGUUAACGGUGAUAAUGACGUCUGCGACGUUUUAAAUAAAUCUUUGGUAUAAGUACAAAGAUAAAUCAUAAUUCGAUAACUAAAAGUUUACCGCAGUGAAGUCAGCUGUGUCAUAAUUCAGAUUUGUUUUUGAUAUAGCUUACGGGCUUCGCUAAUUGAUUCACAAUUGUUACCUUUGUCAUUUAUUAAAACUGUUAUUUAUACACAUCA